Molecule: messenger RNA, 2007 nt
Organism: Phoenix dactylifera (date palm)
Lineage: Eukaryota; Viridiplantae; Streptophyta; Magnoliopsida; Arecales; Arecaceae
Source: RefSeq, a predicted model, not a curated record
GAGUAUUCGGAGGUCCAUCGGCGGUCCCUGAAGUAAAUCCUUUAUGCAUCUGAAUGUGAGCGAGGGAGCAGCAAUAAUGAGAAAAAUCCUUUUUAAAAGAUGAUUUUUCUUACAUGGGCUGCUACGACGCGAAGGUCUCGGCUCUUCCUCUGCGACUCCCAACCCCGCUUCAGCUCCAUACCUCUCCGAUUGGCAUCCCGUUGAAGACUUCCAGAAACCCUAAUAAAUAUCCGCUGCGAAACCCUGGGCCAUCCUCCUCCUCCUCCUCGUGCCCUGUCCAGCCUUCAAAACGAGCAAAUUCUGGCGUGAACCGCGGAAAGUUCUGGGUAUUUUGAUCAUCGCAUCCCAACCCGCAAACUCUCUCUUUCUGCCUGGCCCAAGAGCUAACCAUCCUAGUAGGAGGCGUGGCAUUUCGAGAUUCGGCAAGUUUCCUGCUGUAAGCGUAUUUUCUCAACUGCCGGCAACACCAUGCAGUGAUACAGCCAAACUAAUUGAUCAACAUGCUAUAUCAGUAUAUCUGAAGAAUCUUGGGAUACACAAAUGGAUGAUCCUUCCAUUCGAGAAAAUGGAAGCACCUUCUCGUUGUGCCAACAGGAUUGGAUUGAAGCACAGGAUCUGCUCAAGGGAAAACUGAUUGUUGAAGAUGAUUUCACAUGGAUAAUACCAUCACAUGACUCAAGUUCACUAGAAGGUUUCAAAACUGAGAAGCUAAAGUAUAUUGGUGGGGUUGAUAUCAGCUUCUUAAAAGAGGACCCUUCUACAGCAUGUGCUGCUCUCAUAAUUCUGGAUGCUGAUACUUUGAAUGUUGUCCAUGAAGAGUUUGAUGUUACCAAACUGCAAAUUCCUUAUGUUCCUGGUUUUCUUGCUUUUAGAGAGGCUCCAAUUCUUCUAGGACUCUUGGAUAAACUGAAGCAUAAUGCUCAUCCUUUCUACCCUCAGUUAUUGAUGGUUGAUGGCAAUGGGUUGCUUCAUCCUCGAGGUUUUGGUUUGGCUUGCCAUCUUGGUGUCCUUGCUAAUCUUCCUACCAUUGGGAUAGGAAAAAAUUUGCAUCAUGUGGAUGGCCUUACUCAGUCUUGUGUGAGGCAAUGUCUAGAAGCAAGAGAAAACUGUGACAAGGAUCUGAUCCCAUUAAUCGGGAGGUCGGGGAAUAUAUGGGGAGUGGCAAUGCGAUCCAGUCCUGGUUCAUCAAAACCCAUUUAUAUAUCAACCGGCCAUCGGAUAUCCCUUAACUCUGCCAUCAGGAUUGUGAAAUUGUCUUGCAAAUUUCGUGUUCCCGAGCCAAUCCGGCAGGCUGAUAUAAAAUCAAAGGUAUUCCUUCAGAAGUUUAAAGGAUCAGCACACUUAAUGAAAUAAAUAGGUCAUGCUCCUGGUGUGAGGAAAGGAAGAGCUUGAAGGAAACAUCCAUCUUUGGUGAAAUACUUCUGUCUAGCAUUAGAUGGGUCAAGAUCAUGGUUCUCAGUCCAGACAUUAUUUAUAGAAGAAUGAUUUAGUGAUAUAUCAGGAUUCUAAAUAAAGCUGGAUGAGUGCUUAAGAGGGGCAGUCAGGUGGUGUGAGUUAAAGUUGAAAAGUUUCAGCCAUGAGAGCACAUCUGCUGUUGCUGCUGCUAUUUAUGAUGAUGCUAGCAACCGUACCUGUCUCUAGCUCUUCACAGGGGGCAUUGCAGUUAUGGUUAGCAUCAGCACCUCAAGUAUCUUUUGACACCGACCUGCCUCAAGAUGGAGGGGCUUGGAUGCAAGAAUAUAUCUGGGAAGAUGUUUUAUUGGCCCAGAAGGAAGAUUAUGGAUUCAUGGUUCUGGUGCCAGUUAAGUAUCAUGGUGCACUAGCUGCUUCUAUUUCCGGUGCCUGACGUUGCUUGUUCUCUCAAUAUUCUUUUUCUGAAUAUUCAUGCAUCAUGAUUAAAAGUAACCGUAUCUUCUAUCAGUUUGUCCACAUAUCAUGAUAUUUCUGAUAUAAUGUAUUGAAAGCUACAUAUCCACUAAAUAAAAAGGUUGUGAGAAGUUAAAUACA